AUGGACUACCAACCAUUGGUCGUGAAGGCGCAUCCUCGCACAGCGUCCAAGAAACACAGCUCGGAAUCGCGGCAUUGGCGCCAGUUCAAGCACCCAGUCUUCGUCAAGGAGUAUGCCCCCGUUACUUCCAUCCAUUUUUCUCCUUCUCGUCCACACCGAUACGCGGUGACAGCCGCGACUCGCGUUCAGAUUUACGCCCCUCGGACGCAAAAAGUGACCAAGACAAUAUCCAGGUUCAAGGAAGUCGUGCGCAGUGCUUCAUUCCGAAACGAUGGAAAGCUCCUCGCUGCUGGAGAUGACUCGGGGCUCAUACAAGUCUUUGAUGUAAAUUCAAGAGCUAUCCUCCGGACCCUUGACUCGCACAAGCAGCCAGUACAUGUUGCCCGUUUCUCGCCCUUAGAGCCGACACAAGCACUGUCAUGUUCGGAUGAUACAACGGUCAAAAUAUGGGACGUCUCCUCCCAGACAGUUCUGAACACAUUUACCGAUCAUAGCGACUACGUUCGCACCGGCCAAGUAUCGCCAGUGAGCCCCUAUGUGAUCCUGACGGGUUCCUACGACUCGACAGUCCGACUCUACGAUACACGGUCGAAUGUGUGUGAAAUGGUGAUGGGCCAAAGCGAGCAAGGCAGCGUACACAACCCGAUAGAGCAGGUGUUGAUGUUUCCUUCGGGGACUGUCGCACUGUCUUCGUCUGGUCCAAUCCUUCGAGUCUGGGAUAUUGUUGCAGGUGGGCGAUGUAUACGUGCAUUGUCGAAUCACCAAAAGACAGUCACUUCACUUGCCUUCAACGCAAAUGCAAGCCGAUUGUUAACCGGAGGCCUGGAUCAUAUGGUCAAGGUCUACGAUAUUAGCACGUAUAAAGUUGUUCACACAAUGCGAUACCCUGCACCGCUGUUAUGUGUAUCAAUAUCACCAGAUGAAACACACAUAGCAGCAGGCAUGUCAGACGGCACACUAUCCGUCCGCAGGCGCCAGCUCAAGGUAUCCGAGCCAUCGGCCUCCGACCUUCUUACUUCCGCCGCAACACUUCGUCUUGUAAAGAACAAGACCAAACCCAAAGCUCUUGGUGACGAGGACGAGUUCCGAGUAGAGAGUAAACGGAGCAAGAGACUGAAAGAGUACGACAGACUGCUCAAGAAUUUCAAGUACUCUGCUGCUCUAGACUCCGUCUUGCGUAAACAAGUCCCCCCGGCCGUAACCUUUUCAUUGAUCCAAGAGCUUAUUGCUCGUGACGGUUUGCGAAGCGCUCUUUCUGGAAGGGACGAUGUACUCCUCGAACCAAUAUUGCGCUAUUUAAUCAAAUACGUGGCCGACCCUCGUUUCGGUCAGACCGUUUGUGACGUCGCAGCAUUCCUGAUAGACAUGUACAACCCAGUGUUGGGCCAAUCACCACUUAUGGAUACACUCUUCCUCCGGUUACAAAAGAAAGUCACUGCAGAAGUACGCUUCCAAAGGACGCUCCUGCAGACAAAAGGUGCUCUUGAUAUGCUUUUUGCGUCAACUGCACUCUCAGCAUCGGCUGGAAUUACUCCAUCACAAAAGUAA
This is a messenger RNA of Pleurotus ostreatus (oyster mushroom), 1548 nucleotides long. RefSeq lists its product as uncharacterized. Gene Ontology annotation, molecular function: protein binding. The record is from RefSeq and is a predicted model, not a curated record. The transcript is spliced from 6 exons. Gene Ontology annotation, biological process: positive regulation of transcription by RNA polymerase I; rRNA processing. Gene Ontology annotation, cellular component: nucleolus. The coding region runs from base 1 to 1548 and encodes 515 amino acids. NCBI's taxonomy places the organism in Eukaryota, Fungi, Basidiomycota, Agaricomycetes, Agaricales, Pleurotaceae.